Messenger RNA from Archocentrus centrarchus (flier cichlid), 1096 nucleotides. RefSeq names its product lecithin retinol acyltransferase a (gene lrata). The transcript is spliced from 2 exons. The record is from RefSeq and is a predicted model, not a curated record. Gene Ontology annotation, cellular component: rough endoplasmic reticulum. Gene Ontology annotation, biological process: retinol metabolic process; vitamin A metabolic process. Gene Ontology annotation, molecular function: phosphatidylcholine-retinol O-acyltransferase activity. The coding region runs from base 7 to 861 and encodes 284 amino acids. NCBI's taxonomy places the organism in Eukaryota, Metazoa, Chordata, Actinopteri, Cichliformes, Cichlidae.
GGCAAGAUGCUGAAGAGGCGAAUUAGGAGGAAUGCGCACGUGCACACGGUCACUCCUGGCCAAUCGUGUCCUCGGGAUUUUCUGGAAGCGCUUUCUCCUCCUCUUCGUGCGAGUAAGGAUAAAAAGCCUAUUUCACUGAAGCGCUUUAGCACACUUCUUUCAGAUACUCUCACGAUGCUGCAGCUGUUGACAUUCUUGGUGGAGAAGUUCUCGCUUCUCUUCAAGUUCAAACUCUUUGAGUCCAGCUGGUUAGAAAGCGAGCAGCGGGAGCGCGCCGCAGAGCGCGCUCCACCGGCGCCCCUCCGCAGGGGAGACGUGCUGGAGGUCCCCAGAUCCCUCUUCACUCACUUCGGCAUCUAUUUAGGUGACAAUAAAGUCGCUCACCUGAUCCCAGACAUACUCCCCGUGCUUACGAGCAACAACAAGCUCAUCAGUUCUGUCAUCACAAAUGAGAGACUCAUCCUCGGCUGCAUAUACAGGUGUGCCACGGUGCGCGUAGACACGCUGGAAGAUUUCGCGUACGGCGCGAACAUACUUGUUAAUCAUGUUGAUAAGAUGAUGACGACGCCACCUCUUCCCAAUGACACCGUCGCCAAGAGAGCGGAAAAACUCAUCGGAGCCUUUCCGUACAGUUUACUGUGGAGCAACUGUGAACACUUUGUGACAUACUGCAGGUACGGAGCAGCAAGGAGCCGACAAACAGAGCAGUUCUGUGAGUGCCUGAAAUCAGUCAUCAGGGAUCAGCGCACCGUCAUUGUUUCGGGGCUGCUCGGAAUGAUCUCUGUUGUCUACUUUGGUAUGGCCCCUUCAACUACAUUACCCACAGUUCUUAUUCCCUUCACUCUGUGGAUGGCUGGUUAAAAGGAGCUCAACACAAGAAGCUUGUCAAGAAGCUGAGAUUGACUUUUACUUGGCAAAGCAGGCUGACUGGAAACCUGUUUACAGUGUUGAACUCUAGCUUUUUGCUUUGCCACAAUAAUUUGAUUUUACCGUCCAGACAAUGUUGAAUGUUUUUUGUUGUUUCCACAUCAUUAUUUUUUAUUGUUCUCUCACAAAAAUGUGGGGACUAAAUAGUCUUUUUUGUUAGAAUGAUACA